Molecule: messenger RNA, 393 nt
Organism: Candida dubliniensis CD36
Lineage: Eukaryota; Fungi; Ascomycota; Pichiomycetes; Serinales; Debaryomycetaceae
Gene: RPC19
Product: DNA-directed RNA polymerase core subunit
Exons: 1
Coding region: 1-393 (130 amino acids)
Biological process (GO): DNA-templated transcription
Cellular component (GO): RNA polymerase III complex; RNA polymerase I complex
Molecular function (GO): protein dimerization activity; DNA binding; DNA-directed RNA polymerase activity
Source: RefSeq, a predicted model, not a curated record
AUGUCAGCAGCAGUAGAAGAUAUACCAAUGGAAGAUACCAGUAAUAGUGAACAAGAACAAGAACAAGAAUAUGAUAUAAAUAAAAUAAAAAUUUUACCAGGAGCUUCAGAAGAUGGUACAUCAGCAUCAUUUCAAAUCAUUGAUGAAGAUCAUACAUUAGGUAAUGCUCUUAGAUACAUAAUUAUGAAAAAUCCUGAAGUUGAAUUUUGUGGAUAUUCUAUACCACAUCCAAGUGAAAAUAAAUUGAAUAUUAGAAUUCAAACCUAUGGUAAUAUAAGUGCAGUUGAAGCAUUACAUCAAGGAUUAGAUAAUUUGAGUGAAUUAUGUAGUGCUAUUGAAGAUAAAUUUGAUGAAGCAGUUAAAGCUGGUGGUUAUUCUACUAAAGAGCCAUAA